Molecule: messenger RNA, 1787 nt
Organism: Sinocyclocheilus anshuiensis
Lineage: Eukaryota; Metazoa; Chordata; Actinopteri; Cypriniformes; Cyprinidae
Product: fatty aldehyde dehydrogenase-like
Exons: 11
Coding region: 150-1619 (489 amino acids)
Biological process (GO): aldehyde metabolic process
Cellular component (GO): cytoplasm
Molecular function (GO): aldehyde dehydrogenase (NAD+) activity; 3-chloroallyl aldehyde dehydrogenase activity
Source: RefSeq, a predicted model, not a curated record
UCCGUUUGCGUAUCUACUGUUAACGGAACAGUAUUGUUUAAUGUUUACGAUCGUUCAGCUUGACAGCGCGGUCUGAUCUGGACGCUUCAUCAGAACGCCUCACAACAUAUACAGCGAAAGGCGUGGACGCACUGUGAAAUAACCAAAGUAUGUCUCGAGAGCAGAAAGCAGUGGAUCGUGCCAGGAAGGCCUUCCUCACCGGCCGGAGCAAAUCACUGGAGUACCGCAUUACCCAGCUAAAAAACCUGCUGCGUUUUGUCAGAGAACGACAAAAUGAAAUCACAGAGGGUCUCAAAAAGGAUCUCGGAAGGAGUGAGGGUGGAACUCUGUAUGAGACUCUAGGUCUGGAAAGUGAGAUUAACCUGGCUGUGAAAUAUCUGAAAGAAUGGGCAGCUCCUCGACCCGUGAGCAAGAGCAUGAUGACCAUCUCAGACCAGGUCUACAUCCAGCCUGAGCCUCUGGGAGUAGUGCUGGUCAUUGGGGCCUGGAACUACCCCUGGGCAGUCACCAUCGGGCCCCUCAUAGGAGCUAUAGCAGCAGGCAAUGCAGCUGUAAUCAAGCCAUCUGAAGUCAGUUCUCACACUUCCAAAGUAAUGGAGGAUUUCUUACCGCUUUACCUGGACAAAGAGCUGUAUCCAGUUGUCACCGGUGGGCUGACAGAGACCCAAGAGUUGCUCAAGCAGCGGUUUGAUCACAUCUUCUACACUGGAAACGGCACAGUGGCUAAAAUCAUCAUGGAGGCCGCUGCUAAACACUUAACCCCUACCACUCUGGAGCUGGGCGGAAAGAGCCCGUGCUACAUCGACAACAACUGUGACCUCGCCAUUGCCUGCCGGCGUAUUGCGUGGGGGAAGUACUCAAACUGUGGUCAGACCUGCAUUGCUCCGGACUAUAUACUGUGUGACCCCAGUAUGCAAGACAGAGUGAUUGAAGAGAUCAAGAAGAAUAUUAAAGAUUUCUAUACCGAAGACCCCCAAAAAUGUCUGGAUUACGGACACAUCAUAAAUCAUCGCCACUUCAGGAGACUGAUGGCAUUGUUGGAGGGCAGCACCGUCGCUGUGGGCGGUGAAAACGACGAGUCGUUGUGCUACAUUGGUCCAACAGUUUUAAGGGACGUGAAGCCGGAUGCCAAGGUGAUGCAGGAGGAGAUCUUCGGGCCUCUGUUGCCCAUCCUGACAGUUAGCAGUGCAGAUGAAGCCAUCAAAUUCAUCAACCAGAGAGAGAAACCCCUUGCCUUGUACAUCUUCACUUCAGACAACAAGCUGAUCAAGCGUAUGAUUGCGGAGACUUCUAGUGGUGGAGUGGUGGCCAAUGACUGUUUGAUGCACUUCUCAGUAAGCUCGUUGCCUUUUGGUGGAGUUGGUAACAGUGGGAUGGGCCACUAUCACGGCAAGUACGGCUUUGAUAACUUGAGCCACUUGCGUGGCUGUCUAAUCAAACAGUUGAAGAUGGAGGGGGUGAAUAAGAUGCGUUACCCACCACAUACAGCAGAUAAGCUGGGCUGGGCACGCUUUUUCAUCCUCAAACAUGUCGACUUCGGCAGCCUGGGCCGCAUGGUGCUGCUGGCUCUGAUGGCCGUCUUUGUUGCAGUGAUUUUACAGAGAUACUUUACUGACUAAGAAUGUGAAUAAUAUGAAGAAAUCUUACCAAGACCUUGGACAGAAGGUCGGCUAACUCCUACUGAAGUGCUGCUUCCCUCAUUUGCCUUAGUUUUAUUAUCAUGGCCGUGAUUCAUUUCAAUCAUUAUGACAAUGCUGCAUUUUUGUCAUUUAAACCAACAUACAAUU